Camarhynchus parvulus is the source of this 1859-nucleotide messenger RNA. Its product is annotated as 2-hydroxyacylsphingosine 1-beta-galactosyltransferase-like. The transcript has 6 exons. Lineage: Eukaryota; Metazoa; Chordata; Aves; Passeriformes; Thraupidae. The coding region runs from base 93 to 1691 and encodes 532 amino acids. Gene Ontology annotation, molecular function: UDP-glycosyltransferase activity. The record is from RefSeq and is a predicted model, not a curated record.
UGCAUCCCUCCCUUCCUCCCUCUCUUCCCUCCCACUUCCCGCACCGCCGCGCCUCUCGCUCGGGCCGCGCUCCGCCGGGACUCGCUGCAGUGAUGAAGAUGAUGAAGGUGCUACCGUGCCCUGCUGCUCUUCUUUUCCUAGUGACUGCAUUCACUAUGGAGCCAUCUCACUGUGCCAAGGUGCUGAUCAUGCCCACCAUAGUCUUUGACAGCCACUUGCGAGUCUUCAUGCGGGUGGCAGAGGCACUGACUGACCGGGGCCAUGACCCUGUGCUGCUACUCCAUGAAGGUCGGGAUGUGGAGACCUCCCUGCCCCUCUUCCGCGUGCAGAGGUACUGGGGAACCUUCAGCACAGAGAGCGCAGAUGCUUGGGUGCAGGAGAAGAUAAAGCGUAUCUUUCAAGGGAAGAUGACCUCCCUGGAGGUGUUUUCAUUUUUGGAGAAGUACCUGGAAAACUGUGACCUAGUACUGGGAAAUUCUACCCUUCUGCAGAAACUCCAGCUGGAGCACUUUGACCUGCUUUUGGUGGACCCCAAUGAGAUGUGUGGAUUUAUCCUGGCCCACAUCCUACACAUCAAAUAUGCUGUUAUUUCCACUGGUUUCUGGUUCCCAGCAGAGAUUGGUGCCACUUCCCCCAUUGCCUAUGUCCCUGAAUUCAACUCCCUGAUGACAGACAGGAUGGGCUUUUUUGGUAGGACUUGGAAUCUCCUAGUCUACAUAAUCACUCGUGUGGCUACAAAACUGGUCAUCCUGCCCAAGUUUGAACGUCUCAUGGAGAAGCAUAGUGUGGAGCCCAAGACAUCCAUGUUGGACCUUGUUCAUGGAACCAGUCUAUUCUUCCUGUGUAAUGAUGUGGUGUUGGACUUUCCCCGUCCAACGCUCCCCCAUGUCAUUUUCACAGGGGGGAUCCUCGCUGAGCCUGCAAAGCCCCUUUCAGUGGGUCUGCGUCUCUGGGUGGAAGCAGCAGAGGCAGGUGUCGUUGUUGUCUCCUUUGGCAUCGGGAUCCGAGCUCUUCCAAGCGAUUUGGUGGAGAAGAUGGCUGGUGCAUUUGCUCGCCUCCCGCAAAGGGUGGUGUGGAGAUAUUUUGGUCAGAAGCCAAGAAACCUGGGUGAGAAUACGCUGAUGAUGGGGUGGCUGCCCCAGAAUGACCUGCUAGGCCAUCCCAAUGUGAAAGCUUUUGUCAGCCACUGUGGGAUGAAUGGUAUAUUUGAGGCAAUUUAUCACGGUGUGCCAGUGGUGGGAUUUCCUUUCUAUGGGGACCAGUUUGACAUCAUGACCAGAGUGCAGGCAAAGGGCAUGGGUAUCCUCAUGGACUGGAGCAGACUAAAAGAAGAGGAGCUUUACCAGGCUGUCAUCACUGUCAUCUCUGACCCCAGCUACAGAAAAGCAGCCCAGCACAUCUCAGCCCUGCACCUGGACAGACCAAUGCACGCUCUCAACAGGACAGUGUAUUGGCUGGAGUACAUCCUUCGGCACGACGGGGCACCCUUCCUUCGCCCGGCUGUCUACGACCUUUCCUUGUACGAGUACUUCUGCCUGGACAUAUUGGCUCUUCUCUUGCUGUGUCUGGCUGCUAUUGGAUUUGUUCUCUACAAAUCUGUGCUGUGGUGCAGAAGGAAAGGGGCCAGCCCUGUGUAUCAGAAUGGCAAUUGCAUGAAAGGCCACUUCACAGAUGAGAAAAAACUGCAGUAGUGGCCGGUGUGUUCCAGAGCAUAUCCCAUCACUGUGAAAUGAACUGCUGCUGUGCCAAGAAAUGUAUGGCAUGCAGGCACGGAGAGAGGUGAAAGAUCUGCAGGUCUGGAUGAGAAGAGAGUGGGGAGGGAGGAGUAUUGCAAAGGCCUGUGUCUACACCUCUGUGUA